This is a messenger RNA of Chaetomium strumarium, 2062 nucleotides long. RefSeq lists its product as uncharacterized. The coding region runs from base 145 to 1932 and encodes 595 amino acids. The transcript is spliced from 4 exons. The record is from RefSeq and is a predicted model, not a curated record. Lineage: Eukaryota; Fungi; Ascomycota; Sordariomycetes; Sordariales; Chaetomiaceae. Gene Ontology annotation, molecular function: oxidoreductase activity; FAD binding.
CAAGCUUCAGAGAGCGCAGCGACAGCGACAUCUUCGAUACACCAGUAUCGUUGCUCUUCUAGAAAAACAAAUCUCUUGAUUCGUGCCUUGAAUUCUUGAUUUACCUCCCAGUGUCACCCCAAGACUUGCUACCGUUGCAGCGAGAUGGCCCGCGUCCACAGCACCGGAGCGGUGGUUACAUUGCUCAAUUUAUUUGCAACCGCUCUUGGCCUCGCCCACGUGCCGAGCUGCAGAUACAUCCCCGGAGAUAUCGGCUGGCCGACGCAGAACGACUGGGCCAGGCUCAACAAGACAGUCGGCGGCCGGCUGAUCGCCACCAAUCCCCAGGCACACGUCUGCCACACCCCGGGGGUCGACCAAGCGGCAUGCGACGCUCUGCGGUCGCGUUUUCACUUUGAGGAGGCACCUCCUUCCUUCGUGACUCGGCUUAACCUUACCAUCACAGAGUGGGACAAUGCCCCAACCUACGUCGACAAACCAGCUGAGAUGAUCAAUGCCUACUGGCAGAACCAGUCCUGCGAUCCAUUCGCCCAUACGUCGCGGCCCUGCGUCCUCGGCAACUACCCCGUCUACUCGAUCAACGUCAGCAACGCCGAUGAUGUGGUGGCCGGGAUGCAGUUUGCACGCAAGCAGAACAUCAGGCUGUCAGUGCACAACACGGGCCAUGACUACAAUGGCAGAUCAAGCGGCCAGGGCUCGCUCUCGCUGUGGACCCACAACCUGCAGACCAAGGAGAUCAUCCGCCAGUACCGCAGCCGCGUGUAUUCCGGCCCGGCGGUCAAGCUGGGGGCCGGAGUGCACGCCGGGGUGGCGCUGCAGUACGUGGCGCAGCAGGGCUACCGGCUGGUGACGGGCGAGUGCGGCACCGUGGGCGUCGCCGGCGGCUACUCAAUGGGCGGCGGCCACAGCCCGCUCAACAGCUUGUACGGCAUGGCGGCCGAUAACGUGCUGGAGUGGGAAGUAGUCACGGGCGAGGGUAAGCACAUCGUCGCCACGCCCGACAAGAAUGCCGACAUCUACUGGGCCAUGACGGGCGGCGGCGGCGGCACGUACGGCGUGGCGCUCAGCAUGACGACGCGCAUCCACGCCGACGGGCCCGUGGUCGGCCCCGUGCUGAGCUUCACGAGCCCCAACGUCGGCAACGAGACCUACUGGGCCGCCGUAGGCGCCUUCCUGAAGCGGCUGCCGGCCAUGAUCCAGGGCACGCCCAACUCGAUCCAGUUCAGCUUCUGGAACAACCAGUUCGCCGCGCUGGUCGUGAUUCCGGACCAGACCAACACCUCCGUCGCCGACGCCCUGCUGGCCCCGCUGCUGGGCGAUCUCAAGACCAUCGGCAUGCCGUACAGCCUGAGCGUGAGCCAGUCCAAGUCGUACGCCGACUACUACAACACGUGGUACGGCCCGCUGCCGUUCGGCUACGAGCCGCCGUCGACGACGCUCAACAGCCGCCUGGUGCCCGCGCGGGUGGCGGCCGACGACAAGGCCCGCCCCAAGCUGAUCGACGCCAUGAAGCUCACCACGCAGGACGGCCAGUUCCUGGUUGGCUGCUCGGCCGGGGACGCCAACCGCACGCCGCACCCGGACAACGCCGUCCUGCCCGCCUGGCGCGAGUCCGUGGCCAUCUGCAACCUCAACGCCUUCUGGAACUGGACGGCCCCGAUCGAGCACAAUCUCGGCAUCAAGCGCGCCAUGGUCGACGUCUAUGCGCCGGCCUGGGACGCCGCCACGCCCGGGUCGGGCGUCUAUCUGAACGAGAUCGAUCCGUGGUAUAAGGGCGACUUCAAGGUCAACAUGUUUGGUGCGAACUAUCCGCGCCUGUUGGAUAUCAAGCACAAGUAUGAUCCGUACCAUCUGUUCUAUGGACACCAUUCGGUGGGAUCUGAUGAGUUUACCAUCGAUGGGGCGGGGAGACUGUGCUAUUCCGGGCGCUGAGAUGGCUUUCAGCAUUUUCCUUGGGCAGGAGCGGGUACUACUCCGGUACUAGGGUAGAGGGUUAGAGUGUGGUGGGCUUGACGUUUCUUACACGUUGUGGGCUUUCCUAUCACUUCUACUUUUCAUCGUG